Molecule: messenger RNA, 663 nt
Organism: Fraxinus pennsylvanica
Lineage: Eukaryota; Viridiplantae; Streptophyta; Magnoliopsida; Lamiales; Oleaceae
Source: the annotation of a GenBank genome assembly
AUGACUGAAGAUUUGUCCUUUCGCAGAAAUACUAUGAAGCAAGUUACGAGAAAGAGAAAGUCAAGGAGGAGGAAGGAUGGAUCUGAAUCUGUAGCAAAAACACUUGCUAAGUGGAAGGAGUACAAUAAUGAAAUCAAUUCUCUGGAAAAUGGAGGCAAACCAAUAGUGCAUAAAGUUUUAGCUAAGGGAUCAAUGAAAGGAUGUAUGAAGGGUAAAGGAGGUCCUGAUAAUGCUCAUUGCAUAUACAGAGAUCUACCCACACCGUCAGACGCCGAUCUAGAGGCUAAGAUUGUUGAAAGGAUGGAAAGCAAGUUCUUCACUACUGAGUUGUCUGCAGAGGAGCUGGGUUAUUGUUAUCUGGGUUUUCAUUUAAAUACUAUGAAGCAAGUUGUUGAUCAAGCUUCUAAUGGGGCAUUCCAACCAAUGGAUUAUAUGAGAAAGAGAAAGUCAAGGAGGAGGAAGGAUGGAUCUGAAUCUGUAGCAAAAACACUUGCUAAGUGGAAGGAGUACAAUAAUGAAAUCAAUUCUCUGGAAAAUGGAGACAAACCAAUAGUGCAUAAAGUUUUAGCUAAGGGAUCAAUGAAAGGAUGUAUGAAGGUUAAAGGAGGUCCUGAUAAUGCUCAUUGCAUAUACAGAGGUGUUAGGCAGAGGACGUGGGGGUAA